AUGGCGCCCGCUGCUAUCGAAGAAAUCAAGCUUGUCACCAAGCACCUCCCAGGUGACCUGUCAGAAACCCCAAGCCCAGACGGACCACUCUACGCAGUCCCGUCCUCGAGGUCUUCAUCCAUCUCGACGACAACUUGGCUGAAACUCAAUAGCAACGCACCUGCUCACAUCAAAGUUGAGGAGGUCCCGUCCAUUUCCCAUGAUGAGCCCUUCACAGGAGCAAAGAAGCUCCGUCAUCUCUUGGAGAACACAGACGAGCUUGUCGUGUGCCCCGGAGUCUAUGAUGGACUGUCUGCACGGACAGCUAUUGACCUUGGAUUCAAGUCCUUGUACAUGCCAGACCUCGCUAUCGCCCAGCUUGCCGACAUGAGGGACAACGCAGACAUGAUAGCCAACCUCGACCCCUUUGGCCCCCCUCUAAUUGCCGACAUGGACACUGGCUACGGUGGCCCAAUCAUGGUCGCCCGAACAGUGGAACACUACAUCCGCUCGGGCGUCGCCGGCGCCCACCUGGAGGACCAGAUCCUGACCAAGCGCUGCGGCCACCUGUCGGGCAAGAAGGUCGUCCCGCGCGAGGAGUACAUGACGCGCAUCCGGGCGGCCGUGGCGGCCAAGCGCCGCCUCAAGUCGGACUUUGUGCUCAUCGCGCGCACCGACGCGCUGCAGUCCCUGGGCUACGACGAGUGCGUGGGGCGCCUGAAGGAGGCGCGGGACGCGGGCGCCGACGUCGGCCUGCUCGAGGGCUUCCGGUCCAAGGAGCAGGCGGCCGCGGCCGUCCGGGAGCUGGCGCCGUGGCCGCUGCUGCUCAACUCGGUCGAGAACGGGCACAGCCCGCUCAUCACGGUCGAGGAGGCGCGCGAGAUGGGGUUCAGGAUCAUGAUCUUUUCCUUUGCCACGCUUGCGCCGGCUUAUGCUGCUAUCAGGGACACGCUGCUGCGGCUUAAGAACCAUGGCGUUGUCGGCACGCCUGAUGGGAUCACACCGGUCAAGCUGUUUGAGGUGUGUGGGCUUGGUGAUGCUAUGCAGGUGGAUAUUGGAGCAGGGGGUGGUGCGUUUUCGGAAGGCGUUUAA
Messenger RNA from Diaporthe citri, 1071 nucleotides. RefSeq lists its product as uncharacterized. The coding region runs from base 1 to 1071 and encodes 356 amino acids. NCBI's taxonomy places the organism in Eukaryota, Fungi, Ascomycota, Sordariomycetes, Diaporthales, Diaporthaceae. The transcript has 3 exons. The record is from RefSeq and is a predicted model, not a curated record. Gene Ontology annotation, molecular function: catalytic activity.